Molecule: messenger RNA, 2268 nt
Organism: Trypanosoma brucei brucei TREU927
Lineage: Eukaryota; Euglenozoa; Kinetoplastea; Trypanosomatida; Trypanosomatidae
Product: synaptojanin
Exons: 1
Coding region: 1-2268 (755 amino acids)
Biological process (GO): phosphatidylinositol dephosphorylation
Cellular component (GO): endoplasmic reticulum
Molecular function (GO): phosphatidylinositol-4-phosphate phosphatase activity
Source: RefSeq, a predicted model, not a curated record
AUGUCUGUAGGGGAUUUUUUUGGAAAUAUCGUUAUUGAUGGUGAAUCUGCCUCUUUUGUCCCUAAUGAUGAUUCUUAUCCCAGACUUAUUUGGAAUUUGGAGCGUCAAUGUUUCGUGUUGCCGAGUAAUGUGGCUGCGGAUGAUGCCGUUUCUCAUGUUAGCAAAGAUUCUGAAAAGGCGGUUUGUGAUGUGGUUGAUGAUGGAGUUAUGUCCGAUGCUUCCUCCUCUGGAUUUGAAGAGUUUACACCGGUCCGUUGUAUUCCCUGUUAUGCUUUAUUUGGUGUUCUUCGCAUUGGCUCUGCGUCGAUACUUUUGUAUGUUUCUGAACGGGAACGUAUUACCACAUUAACUAUUGGGGAGACCCACGACGUGUUUGCGGUAAAGCAGCUGUCGUGGCUUCGACUACCGGAAACAGCGUCUGACCUGUCCGUGAAUAAGAGUGGGGACGGUGGUGAUGGUGGUUCAGGCGAGAAAGAUGAAGCAAGCGCUUCGCAGGGUUCUUCACAAAGCCAUGCCAGGGAAGAAAUGGUUUUAGAGUAUUGUAGGGUUGUCGAUAGCUUUUGUGCGCAGUCGGAGCAACAUUGCGGUGCUUCUUAUUUUUACUAUUCACCGACUGCGAACUUAACCCUGGAACCUGGUGAUGUUGUGAAGGGUAUGAAGGAGGUACUCACGCCGUCGUUGAAUGGCAGCAGCGUGAAGGGUGGUGGCGCCUUUUCUUUAGCGAUUUCUUCCGAGGGACAAAUAUCGCAGCGGGUGGUUUUCCAGUGGAAUUCGCCUCUGCUUGGUGCGUUUGAUGAGGUUGUAGCUUCGCUGAAUUGUGAUUACCACGUGUACGUUCCUGCGUUUAUUAGGGGUAUUGUGGAGGCGACUACUUCCCCCGAGGAGGGUGUUCAGAUGUUGCUCAUCAAUCGCCUUAGUUACCGGUGGGCGGGUACGCGAUACAAUCGGCGUGGGCUUGACAAUGCUGGUAGUGGGAUUGCAGCGAACUUUUCUGCAUCAACGCUUUGGGUCUUUCCUUUAGCGUCGGGAAACGAGGGGGAUAAGGCCGCUAAUGAAAAGCAGCGCGUGGCAGCCUUUACCAUUCUUCGUGGUUCUGUGCCUCGUUGCUGGAGUCAGCCAGCGAAUUUAACAUUCAUCCCCACGAUUACCAUAUCUUCGCCAUCGUCAGGGGUUGAUGAACUGGUCUUGCAUUUAAAUGCCCUUUUGGCUUUAUUCGAUGGGAUGACAUCUAUCCAUUGUCUUGACACCACGUCGCUUAGCAAAGCCGAGUUGCCAAUUUCAAAGGCGUUCGAAGCAGCGGCAUUAAAACUUCGUGAAGGGAAUGGCGCUCUCUCAAGGCCCGUUGACGUUUAUUAUACAAAAUACAACGUAAAGGAACGGAGGGCUAAAAAUGCGCCUUACAACUUAAUGCGAAUGGAAGUUGAUACUCUGCUAAAUAGGAAAAACGAAGGUGGAUCGCAGUUCGUAGAUUUUUGGAAGUUUAGCAAUGAAGGACAUCCGUCUCCAUCGAGUGGGUCAUCGCCUCCAUCUGUUCCCAGCACCGCUGAUGCUGACGGGGCGACUUGCGAGUUGGUUCUUGUCCACCAGCAGAAACAUUACGUUCGGGUGAACUGUUUGGAUUGCUUGGAUCGGACAAACCUUGUUCAGUCCAUGAUUGCUAUUAACAUUCUUCCUCAGAUGAUUAGGUAUGUACUUGGGCAUGGGGAAGAAAUGAACCUCAGUGACGAUGAGGAUGAGUAUGAAGAUGAGGAUGAUGGAAGUGACGGAGCGCGAGGGAAUGGUGAGUUUCAUUGCAGCGUAGAGAGAUGUAAGCAUAUGUGGGUUGAACUGGGAAUUUCACUUUCCAGGUUGUACGCUGGAAGCGACCCCCAUUUUGUGGACUUUCUACUAACUGGGGAAUGGGGACCGGCCACGUUUGAUGUGGUGCGAAUCGCACUGCGCCGCUGGUGGCAACAAAAUUUCUUUGAUGGACAGAAACAGGAUGCCGUUUCUCUACUCACGUGUCAGCAUGAUCCUGCUCUUUUCCACACUCAAUUUGAGAGUCCAUUUUCCCGUAACUUUUCAGGGCUCAACAGAAUGGUACUUGGUGGUAUGGCAGCUGCAGUGCUAGCGACCCUUGUGAGUUUCUCGAUGCUGUUUGUGCCACGGUAUUGGAUGCGUGGUGAGAUUUUGUUCUUUGUGAUUUUUUGGAUGUCGUAUAUUGCUUUAACAAUUUCUAGAAUCCUGAAGGAUGGUGUCAGUUACACAAACUACCCUUUGCUGAAAUGA